This is a messenger RNA of Syngnathoides biaculeatus (alligator pipefish), 5537 nucleotides long. RefSeq names its product sortilin-like. Gene Ontology annotation, cellular component: Golgi apparatus; membrane. Bases 61 to 2568 code for a protein of 835 amino acids. Gene Ontology annotation, biological process: endocytosis; vesicle organization; Golgi to endosome transport. The record is from RefSeq and is a predicted model, not a curated record. Lineage: Eukaryota; Metazoa; Chordata; Actinopteri; Syngnathiformes; Syngnathidae. The transcript has 20 exons. Gene Ontology annotation, molecular function: protein binding.
AAUGAAAAUGCAGGUUAUUCUCGCCCUAGCCAAUCAGGCGCCGCCGUGGAGGGGACGUUAAUGAAAGAUACAUUUUUGGACACGAGGAGUCAGUGUUUGGGAUUAAUGAGGCACCGCGGACCGGCCGAUUUCAACAUGGUUUCCGCGGCUUACAUUUUCACAUGGAGUUUGUUUGCGUGCUCGCUGGCGAGACAUUUCCACGCGAGGCAAAAGUCGUUUGCGGGGAGGCCGACGAGAGAGUUGAGGGGUGAUGAGGAGCGAGGCAGUUGGGAAAAGUUGGAGGUGUCGGAACGCGACGGGGCAGGACUGAAUGACCACUCAUGCCCAAGUUUUCCUGGAGUCGAGUCAGCGAUGUUAAACAACACUCACACUUUCAACUUUAAAGUGAGGACCAUGGGCUUCCUGUCACUUGCUUGGGUAGGAGAUGAAUCUGGGGUGAUUCUGGUGCUGACCACGUUCCAGGUGCCUUUGUAUGUGAUGCGAUUUGGCCAGUCGAACCUCUACAGGAGUGAAGACUACGGGAAGACAUUCACUGAUGUGACACACCUGAUCAACCACACCUUCAUCCAGACGGAGUUUGGCAUUGCUGUCAGCCCGGAUCACUCUGGCAAGGUGAUUCUGACAGGUGAUGUGUCUGAAAUUAGAGGAUUCCGAUUAUUUCGCUCACGAAACUUCGCCCAGUCCUUUGUGACAUCGGAACUACCCUUUGAGCCCUUAAUUCAAAUGCUGUACAACCCUGGAGACAGCAACGUACUUCUCACUCUCAGCGUCAAGUUGGAUUUGUGGAUCUCAGAGGAUUUUGGCGCCACCUGGCGGAGGAUUCAUGACAGAGUUUGCCUGGUCAGAUGGGGUUCAAAGAAUAGCAUUUACUUCACGACAAACUACAACGGAUCGUGCAAUGACAAAGGAAUGUUGGAGUUAAGGAAAACGACAGACUAUGGUAGAAGCUUCCAGACAAUCGCAACAAGAGUGUACUCGUUUGUACUAGGGGGUCGCUUUGUUUUUGCCUCCAUUAUGACGGGAAAGGACACUGAGCGCAUGAUACAUGUCUCUGUGAAUGGAGGAGAUCUAUGGAACAUAGCUCAGCUUCCUGCAGUCAACCAUGAGCAGUUUUAUUCCAUUUUGGCAGCCAAUGAAAACAUGAUAUUCAUGCACGUGGAUGACCCAGAAGAUUCUGGGAUUGGAACAAUCUAUGUGUCUGAUGACAGAGGAACUGUGUUCUCCAAGUCUUUGGAGCGCCAUCUCUAUACCACCACAGGAAGUGACACUGACUUCACCACCAUUACUUCACUCAGGGGUGUUUACAUGACCAGCGUACUCACAGCUGACGGAGUAGUGGAAACUAUGAUCACCUUUGACCAAGGAGCGCGAUGGCAGAGACUGCGUCAACCGCAAAACAGCCAUUGUGACACCGAGACCUCCACGGACAGGCCGAACAGAUGCAGACUCCACAUCCACGCCACCUACAGCACUGCCAUGAAGAUGAAUGUCCCCAUGCUGCCACUCUCCCAGCCGAGUGCAGUGGGCCUUAUUCUUGCUCAUGGCAGCGUGGGGGAUGCUGAGUCUGCUGUCAUGCCUGACAUCUACGUGUCUAACGAUGGUGGCUACUCGUGGUUCCGGUCCCUUACGGGUCCCCAUCAUUAUGCUAUUUUAGACUCAGGGGCUCUUCUCGUGGCUGUGGAGCACACCAACUUACCUGUCAACCAAAUCAAGUUUUCCACUGAUGAGGGACGGUGCUGGCGCACUUAUAACUUCACCAGUGACCGCUUCCACUUCAGCGGUAUGGACAGUGAGCCGGGGUCUCGCUCCUUGAAUGUCAGUUUGUGGGGGUACAGGAACGACUUCACCAAAUGGGUCGUGAUCACCAUCGACUUCAGGAACCUCCUCACCCGAGACUGUAACGACGAGGACUAUGUGCCAUGGUUGGCUCACUCUGUCGACCCUGACAGCGCCAAUGACGGCUGUGUGUUAGGCUACAAGGAGACCUUUCUACGUUUGAGGAAAGACUCUGCUUGCUGGAACGGAAGGCAGUUCAAUGGCAGGCAGCUUCUGUCUCCUUGUGCUUGUACACUGGACGAUUAUCAAUGUGACUUUGGAUACUUCCGACCUGAGAACAGCUCUGAGUGCGUGGAGCAGGAGGAUAUGAAGGGCCAUCCUCUAGAGUUCUGUCUCAAUGGAACCACUGAAGAGCUCCAGACCAGUGGUUACCGGAAGAUUCCAGGAGACCUGUGUGCUGGUGGAUUCCAGCCAGUCAGAAAGGAGACUGACCUGAGGAGGAGAUGCACAAGCGAUGCUCUUCAUCCAUUUUCUCUGGCUGAAAGCGGCUCACUAAAUGCUGCAGUCAUAGCGGUGAUUGUCAUAGCCAUGCUGCUGAUGAGCACUGUCAUGGGGGUCUGGGUGGUCAAGAAAUAUGUCUGUGGUGGACGGUUCCUUGUGCACCGCUACUCUGUCAUGAGGGAACACGCUGAAGCUAACAAGAUCGAAGGCGUUGACGAUGUCGACGCCCAGUACAUGGAAACGGGCAUAGCACAGUACAACGAGGAUUCAGAUCAGGACCUCUUGGAAUAGGUUGGACAUCGAUUGUUACCCCAUCCGUUUUUUUAUUAAUGCCUGAGAAGCGCACUCUUGCUUGUCCCACAUGCUGAUUAUCAUCUGCUUCUCAAUUUUUGCUCUUCCUGGUGGCCGGAGGACGCAACGGCAGGGGGGUGAAUUACCCCAAGGUUGAGCUUCCCACAAAGACAAGACCACAGAGACAUGCCAAUGGAAUGUGGAGGGGUGGGGGGUACAAACUCGGCACAGAACAGAAGAAAGGCUCUCAAGUCCCUGCGGAGCUUUUAUUUUUUCUGUCAGGAUGUUGGAGCGUCAAAUCGUGCUCUCAGAGAUGCUGCAGGGGCAUGAGAGAGGUUUUAGCUUACAGUGUUAUGGAACAAUUAAGUCAUAGAAUAUUGCUACUGAAAUAAGUCCUAAAAAAUUUUUGUUUGCCAAUUUCAAACUAAUUUUGAAUUCUGAACAUUUAAAACUUGCCCAUGAACACAGUCAAUGUAGACAUUGCAUUUUGUAGUUGUAGCGCAACUGGGCCGCGUUAUGUUUAAAUACUAUUUUUAGUACCUUUACAGCUUGGAUGUCUUGAACUUUUUUUUUUUUUUUGUAGAAACAAGCACUUUUGUUAUUAGCAUUGAAAUGUCGGCUCUCACAGUCGAUUCCCUCCUUUUGACUAGACAGCUUAGUGUUUUGUUUUGUUUUGUUUUUAAGCCUUUUAAAUGAUCAGAGGGGGGCGCACUUUAGAUGUCAGCCUUUUAACCAUACAGUUUGCUUUUAUUAUGGAUGCUCAAACUACACAUUUUUCUUUCUUUCAACAAAGUCAACAAAUGUCAGAGAUAGAGUACGAGUAAUAAAAUAAAAUUUCAUUGUCCUGUAUUAGGAGUAAGAAAUAGUAACAGUUGACUUAUUUAAUGUUGUUGAGUGACGUGAGAAUUCUGAUCCUGAUGAAGUACAUAGAUAUAAAUACAAAAAAAAAAAAAUAUUCUUGUGUGCCCCGGAAAUGUGUUGUAAAUUUCUUCUUUAAUUUGAGAAACACAUUUGGACAGUACAGGUCAAAAGGUGACCGUGAUUUUUUUUUUUUUUUUCCCCCAUACCCCUUGCUUUCUCUCAGCACAACCAUUCAUGUUACUGAAGUGAAAUACAAUUCUAAAGUUUGGAAUAAAUUUUAAGAUGCUCUACAGUUUUUAGUGGGUAGACAACAUGAAGCGUCAUCGCUAUUUUUCAAUCCCCAUUUUGUGUAAUGAAAACGAAAGACUUGAAUUUUUGCCAAAGCACUUUGAUUGUUUCAUUUUCUAAUUGUUGAGAUAAAUCCAUUAUAGCCCAGCAGUUAACAAACAUGAAGUUAAUCCUAACUUAAAAACUUCACUUGAAAUUUAUUUAAAGAUACAUUUCCCCGCAUCAAUCAACGCGUGUCACAAUAUUAAGAUGGUACAAAGAAAAAGUCAACUGUUUUGUUACUAUGCGUACACUCUAUACAGUAUUUUUAUGAUACGGUACAUACUGUCCAUCUAAUAUGUAAUAUGCAGCCAAGGCUUGUUUCCUCUAACAGAAGUGAUUAAUAUCCCAGCAAAUAAGCUAUAUCAUGUAGAGCUGGCCUUAUUAGGCGUUUUCUCAAGGACUGUUUGUCAGUUAUAAGGGCAAGUACAAGUGCUUGAUGUCUCUUUAUAUACUCGAUAGCUCUUUACUGAGUUCAUGAUUAACAUUUUUUGCACUGUAUCUACACAUCUGUGAGGGGGGGGAGAUGCAUUCUAGCCACAUAAGUACCAUGACUGUCAUUCAUUUCUUGAUAGGACUAAGGAGGAAGAGUGUUUGAAAUAAAAGUAUCACAAAGCACGGAUUCAUACACAUUUGUAUGUAUCUUUUUAAUGAAGUUAUUGAUGAAUUAAAUGUUCUCUUUCACAUUAGUUUCUGCUCCAUUUUUGUUUAAAUUGUGCAUGGAUGUAGUGAAUGUAUCUAUCCAUUGUGUUUAAUGGGCUAAUUUCCAGGUGGUCAAAUUCACUUACCGCGGUAUAAUAAAGCUUUCUCAUAAACUACACAAUGUUGUUUGCCUGUCGUUACAAGAUUUUAUUUACUUAAUGUAAUGUCUUGAGUGUAGUGAGUGACAAUCUCUGUUAUUAGUGCUUGUGGCAUCAAAGAUGGAUGCGCAAAAGACAUUUCAGAUGAAAGUAAGGAGACAUCUAUGGUUUGUGACUCGCCUCUGUGGAGUUUACAUGUUCUCCCCGUGCCCGUCUGGGUUUUCUCCAGGAACUCUGGUUUCCUCCCACAUCUCAAAAACAGGCCUGGUAGCUUGAUUGAAGACUCACUUGGAUAUAGGUGUGAACUAGGCCGUGCAUACGACAAUGUUAGCUCUUCUUUAUGGCAGCAAGCUGCGGUGCGUAAUCAAGUAUUGUACCCAAGUAAGCAUAUUGGUACUUUCUAAUAUGAUUCAAGUAAAUUCCUUGAGUAAGAAAGAACAGGGGAAACAACUUUAGUGACUAAUGUCUGUGUUAUAAAUCAGUAUGAAAUUCAUAUGUUGCUGAACAAUAUCACUUAAUCUAAAACCAAAUAUGAAAUGAAAUCUAAGAGGGGAGAUUUUACAAUAAAUAAAAUUAAAUGUGAGGACUUAUUUCGUGACGUUCUUGGCCAGGACACCAUUGUAAAAGAGAUGUGAUUUAACUAGUCUUUUACCUGGUUUCUUAAAGUUUAAAUAAUAAAAAUCUAGAUCCACGGGGAUAGACUCCCUCCUAUAAUUGGUAGGUGGCUGUGCUGUAUUCAAAAGUAAUGGAUCACUUUCAAGCUCAUGUUCAAUUGUACGGCACACAGACCUGCCACCAUUUUAUUUUUUGUGGCAGUUGAUUUGUACAAAUGUUUUCUUUUGGGUUAGGGUUAGUGUGGGCUCAAUAUGGACAGAUUUAUUUUCCAUCAGAAUUUACUUCCCAGUUACUCAGUACUUGUUUUUUCACUCAGUACGUUCUUUUAGUCAAGUAAUUGUUUGCAGGACUGCUUUUUUUUUUUUU